AUGCACCCCCUCCUGUCACAAUCACGGGAGCUUGGGGAUGGUGAGUCUGGUGGUGCUGAUCAGAUUUCUGUGGUAAAUCAAGAAGAGGUUAAGAUGUGUGUUGGCUUGCGGGUAAGGUGGGUUAUGGUGGUCCGGUGGUGUGUGAUGUGGGUGGCGUUAGAGGUGAUGUUCAGGCUGAUGAACAAGGGUGAAGAAGGUGAGGAUGGCUUAUUAGAAGGGGUGAUGACGAGAUGGCUAUAA
Molecule: messenger RNA, 240 nt
Organism: Lactuca virosa
Lineage: Eukaryota; Viridiplantae; Streptophyta; Magnoliopsida; Asterales; Asteraceae
Source: the annotation of a GenBank genome assembly